Messenger RNA from Fusarium redolens, 4896 nucleotides. RefSeq names its product mediator complex subunit 13 C-terminal-domain-containing protein. Gene Ontology annotation, biological process: regulation of transcription by RNA polymerase II. Gene Ontology annotation, molecular function: transcription coregulator activity. The record is from RefSeq and is a predicted model, not a curated record. Gene Ontology annotation, cellular component: mediator complex. Bases 179 to 4738 code for a protein of 1519 amino acids. The transcript is spliced from 2 exons. Lineage: Eukaryota; Fungi; Ascomycota; Sordariomycetes; Hypocreales; Nectriaceae.
AACUGUCCCUACCAGUACCAUCCAGACAACCAUAUCUCGACAAUAUCUGUGUUAACCCAAGGCACGACUACCAAGAAGAAGCAACGCGAAGUUUCGGGCCCUUUAGGCUUGUGCCUCGCCGUCGUUCCUUAGGCCGCACUUACGGUUGCGACUUCGGGACGGCGAGGAAGUUGUCGCAAUGGAGACCAGUGAAUAUGAGACGAAUACCUUGUCGAUAAACAACAUCGCGUCGAUAGCUUUUCGCAUCUACGAGCCUCCUCCCGACCAAUCGCAUGGCUUCCAAUCAUCCGCUCUCGAGAUUCAAAGUUCUCUUCGCGACCAAGGAAAGCUUGUUUCGUAUGACGCCGACCGAGUAGGAAUAUGGAUCUUCCAAAUCGUCAGCAAAGAUGGGACGAGCAAGGUCGUCAGUUCUGCCCCAGGAUCUAGCCUGGAAGCUUCCGGCUAUACAUUAGGGAUGGUCGAGGAGGGUACCCUUGAGCCUGUAGCUUUGCAAAAGAGCCGCAUUCCGGGCAACACAACUCAAAAUGCCCCAAAUAACACAGCGUCGACCGCAUCUCCCGCUGAGGCAAAUAAUCGCAACCCUUUGAUCUCACCGACUCAGGUCGCUGGGGGGGGUUUGCCAGAAGGAGGGUCUCAAUCUUCAGCUCAGGCUACCGACAUGAGGCCGACGCAGCCAGUGCCAAAGAUUAUCUACGAACAGUUCAUAGUCGCAGUCCUUUCCUCGAUAGCAUUUGCUUUCUGUAGUCGGUCUAUGGCUAUUCCUCUGAACUACAGGACAAUGUUGAUUCCACCUCUGCAAGCCGAUACGAAUGAACACGAAAGGGGCCCAUUGCAAGCCGAUCCUGUCGUUGGCACACUCAAGACAUAUCUCACUACUACAGGCUCUCUCGUUGUCAGUUUUAGUUUCUCUCACUGCAAGAACCUGGCGACAGUUGAAGAUGUUCUCGCAGGUGAUUCGUCUUCGCCAAGUAGCUCCGUGCUGGCUGCACCUUAUGGAGUUUUUGCAACAAAACAGAAUUUUGCCAACGGGGAUGGCUCGGAUCGAAGUCUAGCACAGACACCAAAUACGCAAGCUUUGAGUGUGAGAAGUGUUCCCGAUACAAACGAUUCGCAAUGGAAGCAUUCAUGUCUCAAAGCACUCGAGUAUUGUGGGCUUAACCCAUCUCACUUCAAGGCGAGCCCCUGGGUUAACCUUCUCAUUUCUAAGCCAACUUCGCAGGAUGCAGACGGAGAAUCUAGGCCAUCACGGGCGAGAGUUCCCUGGCCAGGAUCGCUCUGCUUUCGAAAGAAGCCAAUGGAGGUGUCAACGACUCACCGUGUUGGCGACACUAUGCUCAGUGGCCACGAGGAAUGCCAUGAUCCUUUGGGGGAUGCUCGUGGAUGGUUCGUCGGUGCGACUGAAAGGGAAGAGAGAAUCUCUAAACGCAGAGCUGAGCGAGUGUAUGCUGUCCCUAGAGAAGUUAAUGGUGCGAACCCCCUAGCUCAAAAUCUCAAUGGGCAGUCUCCUUUGACCAUGAGGCGACCUAGCACCGCUGCCGCUGGUGUCAUGUAUCCAACACCCCCCGACGCAAUCCAACAGCACAUCGGCGUUACCCCUUCCUUAGAUGGAGCGAUCUCAAGUCCUAAUAACCCGCCCCCAACCCUUGCAGUUGUUGAUGCUGAUAUCACGAUGCCGACAGCGACACCGAUGGCUGAUGCUGAGAAUGACGCCUGGGGAGGCCAUCACGAACAAAAGAGAGAACGAAGCGACAGCAACAUUAUAGGUGAUUCUGACGAUGUAAUGAACGACUUGGGUGAGGAUGUGUUCGGGGAUCACGAUGUGACAGAGGAUGACUUUAAUUUCUUUGAUGGACCUGACGCCAACGAUCUGGACAUCGAUAUGCCUGAUUUGCAACCAGUUCCUACUGCACCUGCGCCGCAGAUAAUGCCUCCGCCGGUGGUAUCGCAUCCGGAGCCUCACAAAGCCAUAGAGCCGCAACCUGAGGUCAAACCAAAACCAAAGCCAAAGCCAAAGACUAAUGAUUCUGUCUUUGCUAAGCCAGAACUGAAGCAUGCCAGGAGCUCACUCAAUGAUGGGCUUAAUCACAGGAUCAAAGCUGAGCGAUCAGAUACUGCCAAGCGAGGGUCCAGUCCAUUUGACCCUGCUACUGUAUUCAAGCGAGUACGGGCCUCGUUGUCCAGCCCUACCAAGGAUGAUUUUGCUGUUCAGCCACCUCGGAGAAAAAGUAGUGUUUUUGAGAAGGUCGAGUUUGACCCUAAGAUUCCCCUGAUUAACAAAAAGUAUGAACAUGGUGGUGCCUUCGACUUUCCAAAGGACCAGAGGAAUGGAGAAUCGAGGCCGAGUGCCCAUAAUCUUUCUAGAGACGAGUAUCUCGAAGGGCAAGGAAAGUUAAAGCAGACAUCCAAAUCACUUCUUGGAAACUCCCUCAUCAGAAGUUUGACUGGCAUUGACGCAUCUACCACUCAUGCAAGCCCCCAGAGACUGAACGGGCAUGAUUGGAUCUCUGAAGAAAGUGAUAUCGAGUCAGAUGGAGAUGAUAUAAGUUCGGUUUCUGGUGGUCCAGUUUCUCCCGUUAAGUCCAGUGUCAAACGAGCCGUCGUGGAUGAUGAUGCUCUUUCACAAGCUACGACUUCUAGAGAGACAGAGCUGUUAGAUGACGCCACUGAUGAGCAACUUGCGAUCGAGCUCCCAAAACUAUCCAAAACAGAAUCGCCAGAAAUGCUGCUACACCGUUUCUUUCUGGACCCAGAGCCACUUAACGUGGACGUAGGCCUUUCCAACCAUGAUUUUGUUGAGAUUGCGCAGAUCAUCACCGAACAGGCUGCUACCGGUCGACUUGAAAUUGGCAACGAGCAUAGGGCUGAGUCAUCUGUCUCCCUUGUGACUAUGAGGAGUCAUGAGCUCAGUAUCGCCCGGAAUUCCCUACAACUUCUUCACGAUGUCAUUCCCUCGAAUUUGGGUAGCGCCACAACUGUGCGGCUGAAGGGACUGCUGGAAAUCCAAGACCUCCCGCUUGUGGGACAACCGAGUCGUCUCCAGCCCAGACCGAUUCCAGGCAGAGAUCCCAACGCUGAGCAACUGCGCGCAAACAAUCUAUACCAGAUUCCUGUACCUCAUCUGGAAUUGCGCAGAUCAGAAACGAAACUCUCAGUACUUCCAUCAUCAAUGUCUUUCUGGGAAGGUCUCGGGCUCUCGCCUUCGUGGGGGACAAAGGAUAUCUCCGCUCUUUGUAUCUUUCCAGGCUGGAAGGGGAUGGCAGACCAUGUUGAAAGUUUUCUGGGCCGCUUGAAGAGUGUAUACGAAUCCUUGAAACUUGGUACUCUCAACAACCUGCCAUUAUCUGGAGACUGGGACGAUGGCGUCUUGCCUUAUGAGGUUGAUAGGAUCUCGACUUCACCUGACGCAACUGUGACUGGUCAUGGCUCCGCUUUUGUGGAAAGCAUGGAAGUGCUCCGAAGCUCUCUAUCAGAGCUGAAGUCCAAAGAUAAGAAUCUGGUUAUUUAUUUUGUUUACUCGCCAGAUAACCCGGCUUCCAUUAUCGAGGCCUGUACGGCUUUCUACCGCUGCUUCGAUGAGUACAGCGACCUCCUGGCAGCUCGUCGAGAGUCUCCACAGAACGAGCUGGUGCUGCAGCUUGUUUCAUCAGACAUGAUCUCUUCAACAACAUCGCUAGUCGUCCCGACUCCCGCGGAAAUGAUCAAGCUCUGUAUAGAGACGUAUGACAGGUGCACCUUGUUUUUGGACGCCGAAUUUGGUGGUCCUACACCUGCACCAGCAGUCAUGCUCGAACAGCCUCCACCUCGGAUGAUUGACUUCAAGCUUACGACGUCACCUUCUCAGUCCCUAAUGCAUGAGAAUUCCUGUCUACAUGUUGGAUAUGCUGAAAGUCUUGAUGGCCGAUGGAUUACAGCUGCAUGGACCGACAACCGCGGACAACGACAAGCGACCACGUCCUAUUCAAUCACUCGGAGCAGAACACCGGAUCGUUCCGUCUCCCACCAUAAGGCCGCCAUCAUCGCCGAGAUUUGGGCGACGACAUUGACCAUGAUAUCAAUCUGGAAAGUUCAUUGGCGAGUGAUCAUCACCAAGUCUGGGCCAAUGGACCAGAAAGAGGUGGAGUGGUGGCAAGCAGCCUCAACGCUAGACGACAAAUAUUCAUUCACCAUGAUUCUCAUGUCCGUCGAUACCAACCCAUCUCUGCAGCUGGUCCCGCCGCUCGUGAAGAUUCCCCAUGCGGCAACCUCGGCGUUCUACUCGACACCAGUAUCCACGCCCCAGGCUAAUAUUGUUUCGCCGGAGCAAACGACGACGCCAGCAACGCCUAUGCGUGAUGCCAACACAUUAGCUGCUACACCGACUGCUGAGGGUGCCGCAGAAGCAGACGCCGAUUCCUUCCUGAUUGAUGCCACUGACCAGACAUGGGGUGCCAUCGUCGGACAUCGACUCUGCAACUCUACUACGUUACUGGAAGUGAGGCCGGCACUUGCCAGUGGGUAUUUGAUUAAAAGAACAGGAAUCAAGCUUGAAGACCCCCCAGUCGUGAUGGAGGUCAAUCUUGUUCACACAGAGGCUACGCCUAGGGCGUACGAGCCUCUUCUAAGAGAGAUGUUGUGCUAUUUCAGGGGUCUUGGAACCCUAGCCAGAGCACGAGGUGUUGUAGAUCGCGAAAUGGAUGUUCGACCUUGGCAUAUUGCAGCGGCAGAGAAGGGCGUGCGGGCGCUGCAUCUACUAUUAUGAUGAUACUGGCAUUGGGUGGCGUCGUUGUUGGUAGUUGGCGUGUAGAUUGUUGGUGUAUGGCGUUUUUACUUUGUGGUGCAUAUUUACGAUUUGAUCAGGUAGUCAUGAUUCGAAUACAGAUUGGCCUUCUGUUGCCACCUUAGAAGCUCACUUCUCUG